GAUAGUGACUCGGGCAUCGAACUUCAUCGCUUUGAGCAUAACGAUUUGGUGAAUUCUAUCGCGCUUUCACCCAAACACAAUGUACUAGCCUGCGUGGGCCAGCCAGGUGUUGCACAACUAUGGGACACAGAGUCCCACGAACCAUUGCUCCGCCAGCCAUUCGUUGACCGCCGAACUCUUCGUUGUAUAUCAUUCUCUCGAGAUGGGAGAUACCUAGCAAAUAGUGGACUUGGCAGAAAACUCACCUUGUGGAUGGUAAAAGAUAUAGUUCCUGAGCUUGCAUCACCAAUACCAUCUUGCCUUGACGUCGAUGCUAUUGCAAAUCCUCAGUCAGGAGGUCAUGGGUUCACCGACGGGGAGCGAGAUGAUCUACACGGCGACUUCUCUCGGACUUACCAUCCCUAUCAUCCUCUGGCAUCAUCUGCAGGUCCCUCUCGUCGUUCCCGGAAUCACAACCUAUCCUCCACUUGGCGCUUCUGGAAUAUCACCAUCCCUUCCCGACGCCACUCGCCGGAAAAUGAGUCUACCCCGCUGCAACAACGCCCCAAGCAUAGUCUCUUCGCGGGGCACACUGACCCGCAGCCCGUAACGAUCUCAGCCGGAAGAAAACAGAAUAGCAUCCACGUAGCGCGUCCCCCUGUGAAGACUAACGCUCAGACUGGUCAGUCAUCCUCAAUGACAGCCCGGCCUGCAGUGCCGCCAGUUUCGAUACCACAGCCUCAGAGCCAGGUACAGACGACAACACAACAACCUGCUCCAGAAGAAGACUAUGGAUUUUGGGGCAAUUUUUGCCUCGCACUUGGGUGCAUCCGCCGCACCCGUCGCGCUGUCUCCACUGCUCAGUCUGCUGCCUCGUGACCAUGGGUGUUUCGACGUUUUCUAUAUAUCAUUUUGUACCGCAUCAUUUCUGGUUGCGUGUUUUAUUGAUCUAAUUGCUUGUCAGGGUCUAAUAUUAUUCUGUUUCUACAUGCAUCAAUUUUCCUGCUGUGUCUUGCAUGCUUGUCUGGCUGACGUUCUAUUACAAACAACAUCAAGUGGAUUGUAUGCGUUCUACAUUCCGAGGUACCUGACAGGGCGCUUGUCAUUUCACUGUUCGUAUUAUUGACAUAUUCGUCUAACCUAAAAUCCACAAAAUGCGCAGAAUGAGAGGGAAUUGCCUUCAGCUCCAGAUAUCGAUCAUCAUUAAUCAAAUA
Molecule: messenger RNA, 1193 nt
Organism: Suillus subaureus
Lineage: Eukaryota; Fungi; Basidiomycota; Agaricomycetes; Boletales; Suillaceae
Exons: 5
Coding region: 253-858 (201 amino acids)
Source: RefSeq, a predicted model, not a curated record